AGUAGGGCGAACCUGAGAAAGCUGGUGAACGAGCAAACGGGCUUCCCAGCAGCCUGUCAGAGUUAGCAGCCAAUCAGAGGGUGGGUGGGCGUGGCCACCAGCAGCUUGUAACGCGACAGAGCCCAUAAACGGCUCCUCCUAGAAGGUUCUGAAAAGAAGUUGCUGAAAUGCAGGAUGUGAGAGGGAUUAAGAAGCUCGCGGACCAGCGUGAGAAGAUCUUCCUCCUAACCAGAACGACACCUUUCCAGUUUCACUUUCUUCCCUGAAGUCUCCUUCACCAGCUCUCAUCUGUUGGGAGAUGAUGUGGCAUGUUUCAGGCAUGUGUUAUGUGGGAGGGGCUGUCCACGGGCACCACUCGGGAGGUGGUCCCAGGUUCUGGACAGCACCCAGCAUCUCAUCACCACAGGAACCACAGAAUGAACAGAACCCUCAACGACACCAUCACACCACACAGAAAAUGGAGACAUCAGCCCAGAGCAGACGUGCGUUUGUCAGAUCCUGUCCAUGUCCUGCAGGAGAAGCUAAUCGGUGAAACGAGGACAAACCUCGCCACCUUCAAGGACACCUUCAAAGUGUCCGUCUGCUACAGAAAAAACCUUCCAUGGAGUCAGGCAAUAGGAAAAGAAAAGGACCGCUACAGAGGAUGGAUGAGAGUGGAGAUCUGGAAACGAGGAGAGGAGACCAUCGGACUAGACCCGGCCCGUGUGGGAGUGGCUGUUGACACGGACCUGUCACAUCCACAUCCACCUGAAACUACCAUCAUCUCCCCAGCAGAGGACAGCUCGUUAGGCAGCCCGGUUUGUUCUGUGCUUUUAACUCGUUUGUGUUUCUACUUCAGGUCAGGUGAAUGGUGGAAGGCCAUGUCCAUCAGCACCAACAAAGAAGGCUUCAUCCCCAGUAAUUACGUAGCUAAAGACACUAUGGAGGCCGAGGACUGGUUCUUCAAAGGCGUGAGCAGGAAAGACGCCGAGAGGCAGCUGCUGGCCCCCGGGAACCGAGUGGGAUCCUUCAUGAUCCGAGACAGCGAGACCACCAUGGGGAGCUACUCCCUGUCCGUCAGAGACCUGGACCCUCAGUCUGGAGACACAGUUAAACAUUAUAAAAUCCGAACGCUGGACAACGGAGGCUUCUACAUCUCUCCUCGCAUCACCUUCAACACCCUGCAGGAGCUGGUCAGCCAUUACAAGAAACAAGGAGAUGGCCUGUGCCAGUCCCUGACUUCUCCGUGUUUGAGCCCCAAGCCAGAGAAGCCAUGGGAAAAGGACGCCUGGGAAAUCCCAAGAUCUUCCCUCAAACUGGAGAAGAGGCUCGGCGCCGGCCAGUUUGGAGAAGUGUGGAUGGCUACGUACAACAAGCACACCAAGGUGGCGGUGAAGACCAUGAAGCCAGGCAGCAUGUCGGUGGAAGCUUUCAUGAUGGAGGCCAACCUGAUGAAGAGUCUGCAGCACGACAAGCUGGUCCGCCUCAACGCCGUGGUCACCAAGGAGGAGCCCAUCUACAUCAUCACUGAGUACAUGGAAAAAGGUAGUUUACUCGACUUCUUAAAGAGCGAUGAAGGGAACCGCGUCCAACUACCAAAGCUCAUCGACUUCUCCGCUCAGAUUGCUGAGGGGAUGGCCUACAUAGAGCAGAAGAAUUACAUCCACAGAGACCUGAGAGCUGCCAACAUCCUGGUCAACAAGGCCUUAGUCUGCAAAAUAGCCGACUUUGGGCUCGCUCGCAUCAUCGAGGACAACGAGUACACGGCCAGGGAAGGAGCCAAGUUCCCCAUCAAAUGGACCGCUCCCGAGGCCAUCAACUACGGCUCCUUCACAAUAAAGUCUGAUGUCUGGUCCUUUGGGAUUCUGCUGACUGAGAUCAUCAGCUACGGCCGCACACCGUAUCCAGGGAUGACCAACCCAGAGGUGAUCCGGUCUCUGGAGAAGGGCUACCGAAUGCAGCGCCUGGACAGCUGUCCCACAGAACUCUAUGAAAUCAUGAUGGAGUGCUGGAAGAACAAGCCCGAGGACCGGCCCACCUUCGAUUACCUGCAGAGCGUCCUGGAGGACUUCUACACGGCCACAGAGAGCCAGUACCAGCAGCAGCCAUGACAGCUGUUUAGGGUUGGGUCACAAACACGGGAGGGGGGGCAGUCCACUCUUACUUUAGGUUUCCUUUCAGAAUAAAUGCUUUCAGUUUAAAAGGGACAAAGAAUGCAGAUUAUCAGCAUCUAAAACUGUCCCAUGAGCCCUGAUGCAGGCUGAGCCGUCCCCACUCACUGAGCCGGGACAUGAAUAUGCUAAUGAGCUGCUGGCUGAUUGGUUGGUUUAACCAGAAGGCCUCAGACACUGGGGACUGCAGAUUGGAGGAGGAAGGACUCCACAUAAACGCUCUAACUUACAUUAAAAGUAGGUCACACAUGGCUUUGACUUUUUGGCGUGCUACUCUUGAUCACCCAAGCUGUCUUUGUUCACAAACAACAAGAAAAUGUUGGUUUACAUCCUUUGUCCCCUUUAAAUUAAAAGUGUAUUUCCACUUGCGGCCACUAGGAGGAGCUCUAAUUAGCUUUACAUAAAAACCUCUUGUUACGUUUCCAAACAUCCUGUCAAACCCGUUUUUCUUUUACAGCCACUUUGCUGUGGCUGUCUACUUCUUACGUUUUUAGCUGAAGCUUUGUGCGCCCUGAAAAGGCCUUUGAAGAGCAGAAAUGAUGCUCUCGUCAGCUCUGGAGCUUCCUUCAGGUCUCCGAGGCCUCCUGGACUCUCAGACAGCUCCAAACAACAACGUGCACCAAAAAGCUGAGAUUCCAGAGCAGACCUGAGAUCGCCGGGCAACAGAAGAAAAACUGUUUUUGGUUUGCUCCAUUUAUUGUACAUUUUCUCUAAAAGGACACGGUUUGCGUCAAAGUUCAGAUUAAUGAAAUAAAGAACAUAGUUUACGGUAGAGCGCAGUGUGGCCGCCUAGUGGCCGGCAUCAGUCACUGCAGCUCGUGUAGAGACGGUGAGACGGAAGGACCCGAACCCCGAGAAUCUGGUUUUAAAUGCUAACUUUGUUUUAUUCUUUAUAAUUUAUUACUCAGUAAGAAAAAGAGCAGCUUUUAUAAGUUGGUGAAUUAGUUUUCUAUAAAAGGUGUUUUGGUUGUUUGUGACCAAACACCAUAAAGCGCUUCAGAAUAACAGACUUUGUUUAUUUCAGUUUUUCUCACAGCUUGUAGAAGAUUUUGUAAAAUCCAAUCAUUUCUGCUUUGGCAGCAAAUCUGCAGAGUUUAGUGGAUUUGGAGGGAAAUCACACUCUUUGUCAUAAAGUCACACAAAAAUCCAUCACUGCUUUAAAAAUACAGUCCAGGCCAAAAGGUCUGGACACACCUUCUCAUCCAGUGUGUUGUCUUUAUCUCCAUGAGCAUGAACACGGGGAGAUUCUCACGGAAGGCAUCAGAACUAUGAAUGAACACAUGAGGAGUUAUGAACUUAACCCAAACAGGUGAAAUAGUGGAAACCCCCAAUCCAAUACCGUAAAGCUGAGCGAGAGGCAGCGAGGCGCUGGGUCCCGAUGGUAAAGACUUUGGUACGACCAGAGCUCCCAGUCCCAGGGCUGGGCUGAUGAGACAUCUUAUACUCACAGUUUCAUCUCUGCUGUGAGACGAGAGGAGUUCAUUCUGACCCCAUCAGCCUAAACUGUUCCGAUCUCUUGUUUUUGGUUGUUCGGUCAAACCCAAAUGAGAAGAAACCACAGAUCCAGCGUGGUGCGUGCACACUCCGCCACUUAGUGAAGCAUCUUUAUUUCUUAACUUAUUGCAUUCCUGCAGGUUUGACCCUGACCUGCAACAGAAACGGCGUUUUUAAGGGAGGAGGGACUGCUAGGGUCUCCUGUCACUUAGUUGAAAGCCACAAUUUGUUGCACAUGAUCUUUAUAGAGAAGCAGAAUGUUUGAUGACGUAAUGAACACGUUAUCCGUUCAGAAGUGUGGAACAACAAAUCUAAAGAAUGACGUGAGAAUUGACUGGAUUGUGUCUCAGAACUGUACAUAGGCUUUACACACAGGACUUGUCUGGUUUGUGUGAAACGCUUCAUUAAAAGCAACAAAAGGGUUUGAUUAAAUGUUUUACAAGUUCCCUAAA
Messenger RNA from Nothobranchius furzeri (turquoise killifish), 4096 nucleotides. The record is from RefSeq and is a predicted model, not a curated record. Lineage: Eukaryota; Metazoa; Chordata; Actinopteri; Cyprinodontiformes; Nothobranchiidae.